UUUAAUUUCAGACAGUUAUCCGGGAAAACUCUGUUUAUAACCGGUGCAAGCCGUGGAAUUGGAAAGGCGAUCGCCUUGAAAGCGGCGCAAGAUGGCGCCAAUAUUAUCAUUGCAGCCAAAACUGCUGAACCCCAUCCAAAACUACCAGGAACUAUCUUUACUGCGGCGAAGGAAGGUAAUUUUUAUUUACUUUAACUUAUUUCAGGCCCAAAUUUCGAACCUACUCUCGAUCUUCUAGCUGUCAUACUAAAACUAUGAUUGCGUGAAACAAGUUAUUUUCCCAGACUACUUGUGUGACACAUUUUGUUUACAGGUACCUAUUUGUUUACACACGUGAUAAUUCCUUGAUGCCUUGUUCUGUUAGGGUCCCCAAAAGUAUUGAAGGUUACCUUUUCGACUUGAACAUCUCAAACUUCAACAAAGAUAAAUGUUAAAAAUGGUUACUGUGAUGUCAUUGUUUGAGAGUUUUCUUUUUCUGAGUUUUCUGUCUGUUAGGAUAAGUGACAAAAAUUCAUAAAGACAAAAUAACUGGGAUAACACACAUUCACUGCCAAGAACAGUCCUCUUUAGUACUGUUUCCUGGGAUUGCCUUUUUCCACCAAUUUAUGACACAUUUUGAUUGGUAAAAAACGAUUUGGUACCUUUAAAGUUACAUGUACCAGUGGUAAAUACUCAGAACGAUUAUAUGAUUGAAGCAAUAGACCAAAUUUUGUAUUUGUUGCAUGGUAUAAUAACACCACUUGGAACAUUGCACACAUCAACAAACCAACAGAAGGUUUGGCCAGGUGUACUGUGUGAGAUAUUGGAAUAUUUUACUUGUAGUGGAAGAGGCUGGAGGGAAGUGCCUGCCCUGCGCAGUGGACAUCCGUGAUGAUGGAGCUAUUUCCAAGGCUGUUCAAGAUGCUGUGAAAAAGUUUGGUGGCAUUGAUAUACUAGUCAACAAUGCAAGUGCCAUAAGCUUGACUGGAACAUCGGACACAACAACAAAAAAGUAAAGUUUUUUCAUGAAAAAGACUAUGAAAGAAUGAUAAAUCAAGGUCACUCUUUGAUGUUGAAAAGGCUCAGUGGUCUGAAGAAGCCCAACUAUUAACGAAAGUUCAAACUUGAUUUACAGAUAAUGCUAAAAACGAACAAACCACAAUUUAACUGACAAAAAUUAAAUCUAGUUUUUGCAACUCAUGGCAAUAAAAGUCUCAUCAGUAUAAUUAUUGUGGAAGGAGAAAGGGUUACAAAAGAGGGCUGAGUUUUGGUCCAUAAUAAUUACAAACAUCAUGGGUUCUUUUAUUUUUAGAUAUGAUCUUAUGAACAGUGUCAAUGCCAGGGGAACAUUUUUGUGGUGAGUUCAAUUUGCCUUGUGUGUAUAAAAUAAAUAAGAACAAGUAGAUAUGACUAUAUAAUUCAAACUUACAGAUAUUUCCUCUAAAAGUUUUGUUUGUAAUAUUUUGCACAAAUUAUCAAAGCUCUUAACAAAUUUAAAAAGCUUAAAUGUACAUGUAGGUUGUGUCAUUGUUUUUAAACUGCAAAUCAUCAGAAAAUGAGAUUAAAAAUACACACAUUAAAAAUAUAUUCAGAUUACUGAUAGAGUACAUUAUUUUUGUCUGCGUAACUUACUUUGGUAUAAUCAAAAUACAUUUAGCCAUUAUAUUUUGACUUCCUUUAAUUUGAUUCCUUUAACAUUUCGUCUACAGUUCCAAAGCCUGCCUUCCUUUCCUUAAAAAAGCACAGAAUCCACACAUCUUAAACAUUACUCCACCACUUAACAUGAAGCAUGAGUGGUUUAAGGACAAUGUAGGUAAUGUAUGAGAAUAGCAGGCCAUUUCUGUGUUACCCCAAGCCUCCGUUUCAAAGCAAGGCUAAUAUUAUUGCAAAGCCAUUUACAUGGAAGUGAUAUUUUAUUCUCAUGCAAAUAAGUUAACUCAUUUUCACAAGAAAGGUUCAAGAACUUAGCCUCACCGUAAAAUUGACAGUUUUUGGAACUCAGAAGAGGCCUAAUAAGAAUUUGUGUACCACAGUACUUUCACAUUGAUGCACUUUGUUGUCAGUAUUUUAAGAGAAAAAUUUUGCUUUUUCUCAAAUUGUACGGUACAUUUUUCAUGAAAUUUUUAUGUAACAUUGAGUUAUUAGGGAGUUUGACAAAUCUCAUUAUGAAUUUUGGGAGCAAAUGGGUUAAACACCCUCCCUCUUACAUUUCCAAAUUAUUGCUUUCCAAUGUCAUCUGUGAUGUGAUGUAAACCAUAAAUUGUGGUUGUUUUCAGCUUAUUCUAUAUCGAAGUUUGGCAUGACACUAUGUGUGCUUGGUAUGUCUCAAGAAUUCAAGAAUGAUGGUAUUGCAGUUAAUGGUCUUUGGCCUAAAAAACGUGAGUCAGUAUAUACGUAGAACUCGAUGUAAACAAGUUUUUCCUCCCAGUUGACCAACACUUACAAUCACACCACUUACAACUAAUGAGGCCCUCCUGCCAGGGGGGAGGAGGGGGGGUCCCAUGUCGUCCGUCUAAAUUUUAAAACGUCUCGUGUUGUUGUUUAUAAAUGCCUGUCACCUAUUGUCGGCUUUGCCGUCACCGUCGCAAUUUGGCCGAGGAAGGUUGUCUCUUGUCACGAUUUCAUUUCAGGCACUGUAGCUACUUUUUGAGCCGUGUCGCUUGUCAGAAUUUACCCUGGCAGGGCCUCACUAAUGUAUUACACAUACCUGCCCAAACAGUUAAUGUAAUCAACAGAACUGUAAAAAUUAAGAUAUCAAUCGCAACCAAGUUGGUGGACCAGUGAGAAGUCUGCCAAGUGGAAGAUGAUAAUAUUGUUAGUUUAAAUAGCUUAUUCACUUAAAACUAAGCGGAACACUGAGAUGGAGCUUUUAUCCAUGCUUGGUAUGGGUUCUAAUUUGCAUUUCAUUAUCCCUGGGCAGUCUGUGUCAGCUGUGAUUACAGGAUGUUUUUUAUACAUCUGUGCAAUUGAUUAACUGGGCUGCCUGUGCUCUGUUGCAAUUUUCCAGUCAGAGUGAAUUCUUUAAUUAUUACUGAUUUACAUUAUGGAAAUAGCAACUGUAUCAUAAGUCUGAGAAACUGCAAAUUUUUCCCUGCAAAUUGACAUCUGAAGAGUGAACGCGGAAAUCCCAAGCCAAUGAUGUGUUGCUAACCAGAUACUGGAUCGUGCUCCUUUUUCGUUAAAGUAAAUUUUUAGCCAUUCAAAGCACUAUUCAGAUCUUGGAAGUGACACGUCAUUAGUAUGGAAUUUCUGCGCUUGUUCCCCAGACGUCAAUUUGCGGAUAAACCAGUGGUGGUAUCUCGAAAUUCCAGCUGUUUUCUCAGGCUACUGCUUCAUAAGGUGGAUAAAUUUUUUGCUCAACAGCCAUUGCUACAGUUGCUGUGGAAGUAAUGUAUAGUAAAGAGGCACUUGCAUUUUGCCGAACUGAUCAGAUCAUGGCUGACGCUGCAUAUGCUCUUCUAACAAGAACAGUCAAACAAGGACUGGAGAGUUUCUUUAUGAUGAGGAUGUUCUUAAACAAGAAGGAAUUACAGACUACGAUCAAUAUUUGGUUUCGCCAGGUAAUUUUGCCGAACUGA
Molecule: messenger RNA, 3557 nt
Organism: Porites evermanni
Lineage: Eukaryota; Metazoa; Cnidaria; Anthozoa; Scleractinia; Poritidae
Source: the annotation of a GenBank genome assembly